Molecule: messenger RNA, 564 nt
Organism: Carya illinoinensis
Lineage: Eukaryota; Viridiplantae; Streptophyta; Magnoliopsida; Fagales; Juglandaceae
Product: phenylacetaldehyde oxime monooxygenase CYP71AN24-like
Exons: 2
Coding region: 1-564 (187 amino acids)
Molecular function (GO): oxidoreductase activity, acting on paired donors, with incorporation or reduction of molecular oxygen; iron ion binding; heme binding
Source: RefSeq, a predicted model, not a curated record
AUGGUUCUAUUGACAUCAUUCAGUGCCAGAGAUUUUUUCCCUUCUUUAGGAUGGAUUGAUGUUCUUACCGGACUAAUCCCAAGUUUGAAAGCCAUCGUUAGAGAAAUUGAUCCAUUAUUAGAUCAAGUCAUUGAAGAACAUAGGAAAGUGAGAGUUGAUGAUCAUGGCCAACCAAAUAAGAAAGAUUUUGUUGAUACUCUUGUCCAACUUCAAGAGGAAGAAACAAGAGUAUAUGUCAAUGUAUGGGCAAUCCAGAGGGAUCCAACUGUAUGGGAGAGGCCUGAAGAAUUUCUCCCUGAGAGAUUCAUUGAUAACGCAAUCGAUUUCAAAGGCCAAGACUUUGAAUUUCUUCCAUUUGGAGGUGGGAGAAGGGGAAGCCCAUGGUUGACAUUUGGUCUCACUUCAGUUGAGUAUGUGAUUGCCAAAAUGUUAUGUUGGUUUGACUGGAGGUUGCCGAUAGCUAGUAUAAAGGGGCAAGACUUGGGCAUGGGAGAAGUUUAUAGGCUCACUGUGGCUAGGAAAAUUCCUCUUCAUCUGGUACCUGCUAUAUUGCACUCUCCUUGA